ACUAUCCCCCCAGCCAGAAGCCACUUGCCUAAUGAGUAACGCUUAUAAAUUUCCCAUUUUCUUUGCCAAAGUCUCGUCAUCAAUCAACUGAUUAUCACAACCUUCAAUACACACAAAAUGGCUUCCACAUUCUACUUCUAUUUCCUACUCUUCUCCUCCUUAAUUCUCUUCCCUAUUUCCACAGCUCAAACCUCAUCCCGCCCCAAAGCUCUCCUUCUACCCGUCACCAAAGACGCCUCCACUCUCCAAUACAUCACCCACGUCGCCCAAAGGACCCCCCGAGUCCCCGUCAAGCUAACCGUCGACGUCGGCGGCGAGUACAUUUGGGUCGACUGCGAGCACGGCUAUGUCUCCUCCACCUUCAAGCCCUUGCCUUGCCACUCACCGAAAUGCCGCGGCCGCCUCGAGGGCAAUGCUAGGGCUUGCAUUAACGACACCAUUUGCAUGGAGGUCCCCGAAAACCCUAUCGCCCGCUUAAGUAGCACCGAUAUGAUCGCCUACGACAUUCUCUCGAUCCAAUCCACCGACGGGUCUAAUCCCCGAAAAGUAGUCUCGGUACCGCAGUUCAUCUUCGUCUGCUCCUCCACCCUCUACUUACAACAACUGGCUGCCGGCGUCAAAGGCAUGGCCGGACUCGGACGGAGUACCUUGCAUUCUCCUCCUCUUCAGUUCUCCGCAGCUUUCGGCUUCCAAAGGAAGUUCGCUCUUUGCUUGAGUCCUUCCACAAGAUCCAACGGCUUCGUUAUCUUCGGCGACGGGCCUUACGUUUUGCAUCCUAACAACGUUGACGUCUCCAAGUCUCUGACUUACACGCCGCUCAUCCUUAACCCUCUUAAAAUUGUCGGGGGUUUCAAGGACGAGGCUUCUUCUGAGUACUAUAUCGGACUAAAGUCCAUCAAGAUCGACGGUAAAGCCGUGCCGUUGAACACUACAUUGCUGUCGUUCAACCGUGUCGGUUACGGCGGAACGAAGAUCAGCACCGUGGACCCCUACACGGUGUUGGAAACAUCCAUAUACAAAGCCGUUGUCGGAGCAUUUGUCAAAGCGAUCGGUAGUAAUGUCCAUCGGGUUGCGGCGGUGGCGCCUUUCGGGGCGUGCUUUAGCUCGAGGAAUAUCGGCGAGACUCCAACUGGCCCGGCGGUGCCUGAAAUCGAUCUUGUGUUGCAGAGUGCAAACGUGUACUGGAGGAUUUAUGGUGCUAACUCCAUGGUUAGGGUUCGGGAUAAUGUUUUGUGCCUCGGAGUUGUUGACGGCGGUUCGCACGAAUUCAUGACUUCGAUUGUGAUCGGAGGGCAUCAGAUUGAAGACAAUCUCCUCCAGUUUGAUUUAGCCUCUUCUAGCCUUGGAUUCAGCUCUUCACUUUUGUUGAGGCACACAAGUUGUUCCAACUUCAACUUCACUUCCAUAUAUUAAUGCUUAAAGGACGUGGACCACCAUGUUAUAAGUACUAUUAUUCAGAAAAGGGCUUGUUGUGGGUCCUUAGUUUGGUGAGAUAUAAGUUGCCAUUUAUGUUGUUUAUGAUUUAUGAUGUAUCAUCCCCCGUACGCAUGUAAUGUCGUUUUUUUUUUUUAAUUUCUUUCUUUUUAUUGUAACUUUUGUUCGAAAGAAAUAAACACUAUUGAAAGGUGAA
This is a messenger RNA of Morus notabilis, 1630 nucleotides long. Its product is annotated as basic 7S globulin-like. Gene Ontology annotation, biological process: proteolysis. The record is from RefSeq and is a predicted model, not a curated record. NCBI's taxonomy places the organism in Eukaryota, Viridiplantae, Streptophyta, Magnoliopsida, Rosales, Moraceae. Bases 118 to 1413 code for a protein of 431 amino acids. Gene Ontology annotation, molecular function: aspartic-type endopeptidase activity. The transcript has a single exon.